AUGAAGAGCAGUAUCAUUUUCUCGCUUUGUGCUCUAGCUGCUGGGGCUCACGCGCAAUCAAGAUCAGGACGCGGUAGCAAGGGCUGUUCCGGUAACAACACACCCAGAAGACCAGCACAAAACGAGACUACAAACAACCCACCAGUUGUCAACGCGCCUCUGAGGCCAGCGGCACCAAAUGACACCAGUAGCAAUCCCCCAGGCAGCGUCCCCGGUCUCUCCACAACCCUGCCAGCGUCAACGGGAACGGUACAAGAGUCAGCUGCGAUCCAGGUCUCAGGGUCGUUCGACGGCGCAAUGCAGAUGUACGAGCGGUCGCCAAGCGUCUGCUCGGGCGGCGAGUCGGGUCAAGACGCAGCCAUGUUCAUCCUGGCGGACGGGGCGACGCUGUCAAACGUGAUUAUCGGGGAGGGGCAGGCCGAGGGCGUGCAGUGCCAGGGGACCUGCACGCUCAACAACGUGUGGUUCUCGACGGUGUGCGAGGACGCCAUUACAUUCCGACAGGACUCGGGUGAUAGCUACAUCAACGGCGGCGGGGCUUUUGGCGCCUCCGACAAGAUCGUGCAGUUCAACGGGCGCGGCACUGUGCACAUCUCCAAUUUCUACGCCGAGAACUACGGCAAGCUGGCGAGGAGCUGUGGGAACUGCGACAACAACGGCGGCCCCAGGGAGUUUGUCAUCGAGGGCGUGCAGGCUGUCAAUGGUGGAGAGCUCUGCGGCGUGAAUGAGAACUUUGGUGAUACGUGUACCAUCAUUGAUUCCUGCCAGGCGGAGGGUAAUGCUUGUUCGAUUUGGCAGGCUACUGAUGGCGGUGGGGAGCCGACCAAGACGUCUGAAGAGCCUGACGGGACGGUGUGCAUUGCGCAGAGUUUCCAAGCGACCUGCUGA
Molecule: messenger RNA, 888 nt
Organism: Diaporthe amygdali
Lineage: Eukaryota; Fungi; Ascomycota; Sordariomycetes; Diaporthales; Diaporthaceae
Product: pectate lyase
Exons: 1
Coding region: 1-888 (295 amino acids)
Biological process (GO): pectin catabolic process
Cellular component (GO): extracellular region
Molecular function (GO): pectate lyase activity
Source: RefSeq, a predicted model, not a curated record